CCGACCCGGACACCUUUUUUCCUCGAUGUUACCGACUCGGGGCACGGGACGAGAAGCAUGCUUUCAUUGGUCAGAUAUUUCUCCAUCAGAGGAUAAUGUCCAUAAUCCAGCUCACCAUGUGUGUCCUCCCUAAAGAGGACUACAGGAGGACAGCCUGCACUAGUCUUCUGAAGUACGUUGUUGAGACUGCGCAGGACGUACACAAAAAGAGGGAAAAGGAGUCCAUUGGAGAAGCACCUGAGAUGAUUCCGAGAAUGAUCGACGCCGCUCUCAAAGUGUGCCAGGGUUUUCUGGAGAGUUUACAGCACGCUGACAUCGACACCGGCUCGGACCCGAGUCAAUCCCUCACCAAGCAGGAGUGGGAGGAGCUUAUCCAUGCCUACUAUUUGGUUGUUCAUGGUGGAGCUCAGGUGGAUGUCAGUGAGCAGUUAGUCGGCUGCUGCCGGGCCAUGUUGCACAGGCUGUCUGGGGUCAGUCCACAGCUGGACACGGACGGCAUACACAACAUCUGGAUCGUCAAGCCGGGAGCUAUGUCCAGAGGCAGAGGAAUCAAAUGUGCCAAACGUUUGGAGGAGAUCCUCAGCCUGGUGGACAGAGAUACGGCUCUCAUCAAGGAAAGCAAAUGGGUGGUGCAGAAAUACCUGGAGCGUCCCUUCCUGGUGGAAGGCACCAAGUUCGACCUGCGCCAGUGGUUUCUGGUGACAGACUGGAACCCUCUCACCGUGUGGUUUUAUAGAAAGUGCUACUUGCGCUUUUCUACGCAGCCUUACUCUGUGGACACCAUGGACAACUCUGUGCACUUGUGCAACAAUUCCAUCCAGAAGUAUCUGAGGCCUUCUAAUCGACGCCAUCCUAUCAUCCCGGAAGACAACAUGUGGUCAGACGACCAGUUCACCACCUUUCUGUCUAGUCGGGGCCGCCAGACCCAGUGGGAGACUGAGGUGGUGCCCGGGAUGAAGAAGGCUGUGGUGCAUGCCUUGCAAACGGCACAGGACCUUGUCGACUCCCGCAAGAACACGUUUGAGCUCUAUGGUGCUGACUUCAUGUUAGGCCGGGACCUCCAACCAUGGCUGAUUGAAAUCAAUGCCAGUCCCACCAUGGCUCCUUCUACUCACAUCACGGCCCGCCUGUGUUCAGCUGUGCAGGAAGACACGCUGCGUGUGGUACUGGACAGGAGAGCAGACAGAUCAGCCAACACGGGAGACUUUGAGCUCAUAUAUCACCAGGCAGCAGUAGAUGUUCCACAGUACGUGGGAGUCAACCUCCUUGUCGAGGGCUUCAGGCUCAAAGGCUCAUGUUUACUUCCGCCGCUCAGGCCUCUCAACCGCUUCGACCCAAAGCAUCGUGGCAAAGUCACGGUCAAGAAGGCGAUGUCUACAGAAAAAUCGCAGACUUUCCCCAAGGUGGUGGACAACACGACAGGCAGAGUUCCUCGUCUUCCUCCUGCUCAUCGUCCUUCCCAGCCACCAGUGCCUGUUCCUGUUGGAACCUUGACCCUGGAUCUACCAAAGACAGGUCACAGGUCCGUGCUUGUACCUCUGAAUGCUUGCUCACACUCUGUCUUUCUCUGGAGACGGGGCGUGGAAGUUAAACCUCUUCAAUGACCUGGAAGUGGGCCAUCUGGUUUUCCGUCGGCCAGUAAUAGGCUAAAAACAGGGUUCGUACUUCGACCAACUGAGAGGUUUUCUUUUGUUGUGUGUCUUUAAACGUCAAGCUCUUUUGAGGCGAGCCAGGUCAACGUGUCAUCGUCCAGGUCGAUCAGACCUUGUUCGCCAUUCGGUGGCCAGUGUUUGGGGCAACUAGUGACUAUGUGCUCUACUGUCUGGACUGGGUCCCCACACUUGCAGGAGGCACU
This is a messenger RNA of Nerophis ophidion (straightnose pipefish), 1855 nucleotides long. Its product is annotated as tubulin monoglycylase TTLL3-like. The transcript is spliced from 7 exons. Gene Ontology annotation, molecular function: protein-glycine ligase activity, initiating. Lineage: Eukaryota; Metazoa; Chordata; Actinopteri; Syngnathiformes; Syngnathidae. The record is from RefSeq and is a predicted model, not a curated record. Bases 96 to 1604 code for a protein of 502 amino acids. Gene Ontology annotation, cellular component: cilium. Gene Ontology annotation, biological process: cilium movement; cilium assembly; protein polyglycylation.